GGAAGACGUUAUCUUGUGGAGGCCAAAUUGAAGUGCGAAACAAAGCCCUCCGCGGGGAAAAAAAGAAAAGAGAACAGUUCUCACUCUGCUUCUCAACGAUGAUUGCCAUUUCAACGGCCCUCAUUCACCAAGUUUGCUCGCCGUCCGUCGCGCGUGCAUUACGCUCUCGCUGCGUGGCUGCCGUUCCCUCUCGGAACCUCUCCACCUCCAUAUCCUCUUCCGCUGAGCCCUCUCCUGAAGCUCCCAAAGUGCUCAUUGGCUUGUCGGACCAGGAGCUACAACAGCUCGCCCUCGACUUCGGUCAGGAGAAGUAUAGAGGGAAGCUACUCCAUCAGCUUAUUUACAAGAGGAAGGUCAAGGAAAUUGAAGAAUUUACCAAUUUGCCACUGAAAUUCAGGAAUGAUCUUCAAGAAGCUGGAUGGAGAGUCGGCCGUUCGCCUGUUUACCAGUCUGUUACUGCAGCUGAUGGGACCGUGAAGUUAUUGCUUAAGUUGGAUGACAAUAGGCUGAUUGAAACAGUUGGCAUACCUGUGGAAGACAAAAACAAUAAAGGUUCAGUUCGUCUCACUGCUUGCAUCUCAUCACAGGUUGGCUGCCCUCUGCGCUGUUCUUUUUGUGCCACUGGAAAAGGAGGAUUUUCUAGGAAUCUUCAGAGACAUGAAAUUGUUGAGCAGGUAUUUGCAAUUGAGGAUAUUUUCAACCAUAGGGUCACAAAUGUAGUAUUCAUGGGAAUGGGUGAACCAAUGUUAAAUAUGAAAUCAGUGCUUGAAGCGCAUCAAUGCUUGAACAAGGAUGUUCAAAUUGGACAAAGAAUGAUUACAAUUUCUACUGUGGGCGUUCCUAACACAAUUAAAAGGUUGGCUUCUCACAAGCUUCAGUCAACAUUGGCCGUCAGCUUACAUGCACCAAACCAGAAGCUUCGGGAGACUAUUGUACCCAGUGCAAAAGCAUAUCCUCUCGAAGCACUCAUGAAAGACUGUCACGAUUAUUUCCUCCAAACUAGUCGGAGAGUAUCGUUCGAGUAUGCACUUUUAGCUGGAGUCAAUGAUGCAGUAGAGCAUGCUGUAGAACUAGCGAAGCUUCUUCAUGAAUGGGGAGGUGGCUAUCACGUGAACCUGAUACCUUUCAAUCCCAUAGAAGGCUCUGAGUAUCAGCGUCCAUACAAGAAAGCUGUGAUGGCAUUUGUAGCUGCUCUAGAGUCCCAUAAAAUCACUGUAAGCGUUCGUCGAACAAGAGGCCUGGAUGCAAAUGCAGCUUGUGGUCAGCUAAGGAACCAAUUUCAAAAGAACCCUUUGCUUGUUGAUUCCGACAUCAGUCAGUCUGAAGCAGCUGAAGCUGUGGCAUGUUGAUGCAAAAAGUUCCUUAUUAUUUGAUAUUCUACCGACUUCAUUGUGUUGCAUCCAUCUGGAGGCUUGAAGAGCUAAUUUCUUUUGUGGGGUCAGAGGCGCGUCAAGGAAGCUUGAUAGAUAUGGAUCUAAAGAAUGGAGGGGCAACCAGCACAUCCAGGUCUGUUCUAUACUCUAUAUUCACAGGCCGUUGUACAAACGGUGGAGCAAUUGAGGAGGGAUCGAAUUGUGCAUUUAUCGACGUAUUGGUAUACCAAUGGUCUGUUGGUUGACCCUUAAAUCUAAAUCAUUGGUUUCUUAGAGGGAGAGGAAAUCUGAAAGAGGCUUAUUUUUUACUGCUUAUCCACUAGCUGAAUUUCUGCUUGGUAAUUAUGUGAUUUCAUUGGAUAUUUCCCUUUUGAACUCAAGGCUAUCUAUCCAACAGAACAUGUGGUUCAAAUUUUCAAUAGGAUGCCAAUUUAGAGCUGUUCUUUCCCCUAUGUACUGAUGCUCACUUUAGGAUGAUUUGUUCGAUAAUAAAUUUGUCUUUACCUAUAAA
Messenger RNA from Cucumis melo (muskmelon), 1884 nucleotides. RefSeq lists its product as uncharacterized. The record is from RefSeq and is a predicted model, not a curated record. Gene Ontology annotation, biological process: tRNA methylation; rRNA base methylation. Lineage: Eukaryota; Viridiplantae; Streptophyta; Magnoliopsida; Cucurbitales; Cucurbitaceae. The transcript has 10 exons. Gene Ontology annotation, molecular function: RNA methyltransferase activity; iron-sulfur cluster binding. The coding region runs from base 99 to 1349 and encodes 416 amino acids.